Myripristis murdjan (pinecone soldierfish) is the source of this 3061-nucleotide messenger RNA. Its product is annotated as fibroblast growth factor receptor-like 1. The record is from RefSeq and is a predicted model, not a curated record. The coding region runs from base 280 to 1806 and encodes 508 amino acids. NCBI's taxonomy places the organism in Eukaryota, Metazoa, Chordata, Actinopteri, Holocentriformes, Holocentridae. Gene Ontology annotation, cellular component: plasma membrane. Gene Ontology annotation, molecular function: fibroblast growth factor receptor activity; fibroblast growth factor binding. The transcript is spliced from 7 exons.
UUGGUGUAUGAAGUGAGCCACACGGAGGGGGCUGCUCUCUGGUAAAAUUAACAUAGGGGUUUUUUCGCGUGAUUUACGGAUGUGUGUAGUUUCAUUUCUCACCCGAACUCGCUGUUGAUCUCGCAGAGACGCGCGUGCUCGUCUGUAACGGGUCGGUGAAGAGUCGGCCACUGUCAACAUUGAUUCAUGGACUCUGUACGGACUUCAGCUCAAUGCAAUUCUGUCAAGAGGUUGACACAAGGUUGACUCCAUUCAUUGAACAUUCAGAUUUGAGGGAACAUGAAGUUGUCUUUGCUCGGGAUGGGAUUCCUAAAGAUUGUGCUGCUCAUCUUUGAGGCUGUUUUACUGACCGACUGCGCAAGAGGCCCUCCGCGGGUGGCUGAGAAGGUCGUUCACAGACAGACAGCCCGCCUGGGGAGCGCCAUUAAGCUGCCAUGCCCCGUGGAAGGAGACCCUCCACCCCUCAUAAUGUGGACCAAGGAUGGACGCAACAUCCACAGCGGCUGGAUCCGUUUCCGUAUCCUCCGCCUUGGCCUGAAAAUCAAGGAGGUGGAAGCAGAGGAUACAGGGACCUAUAUCUGCAAAGCCACCAAUGGCUUCGGUAGCGUUAACAUCAACUACACGCUCAUCGUCAUUGAUGACUCCGGUUCUGACAAGACUGGACCAGAUGUGGCUGAUGGAUCAGAGCCUGAGCUGAGCCCCGAUGGCUUGUCAGGAAAACUAGUACGCCCCCGCUUCACCCAGCCUGCCAAAAUGAGGAAGAGGGUGAUAGCUCGUCCUGUGGGCAGCUCCGUUCGGCUCAAAUGCACGGCCAGUGGAAACCCUCGGCCAGAUAUUGUGUGGCUUAAGGACGACAGGCCACUGACAGAGCAGGAGGUCGGCGAGGGCCGUCAGAAGAAGUGGACUCUGAGUCUGAAGAACCUGACGCCAGAACACAGCGGCAGAUACACCUGCAGGGUCUCCAACCAUGCGGGGGAAAUCAAUGCCACGUACAAAGUUGAGGUCAUACAGAGGACAAACUCCAAGCCCAUCUUGACAGGCACUCACCCAGUCAACACUACGGUGGACUACGGAGGCACCACGUCCUUCCAGUGCAAAGUGAGGAGUGAUGUUAAGCCGGUCAUCCAGUGGCUCAAACGCGUGGAAUCUAACGAGGAAAGCCGCUACAACUCCACCAUUGAGGUGGGCGACCACCGUUUUGUGGUGCUGCCCACAGGGGAGGUGUGGUCACGGCCCGACGGCUCCUACCUCAACAAGCUGCUCAUUACCCGCGCCAAGGAGGAGGAUGCCGGCAUGUACAUCUGUUUAGGCGCUAACACCAUGGGCUACAGCUUCCGCAGCGCCUUCCUCACUGUGCUGCCAGACACCAAACCUCCCAUCACACCCAUCUUUGCGCCAGCCUCCAGCUCGCUGCCCUGGCCCGUCAUCAUCGGCAUCCCUGCAGGAGUGGUGUUCAUCUUCGGCACAGUGCUCCUGUGGUUCUGCCAGAGUAAAAAGCACUACUCCUCUCCCAGUGCUCCAGCUGUGGCUGCACAGGUCCUGCAGACGUCACACCGGCUGCCCUACCGAGAGCGGGACAGGGGCUGUGUUGCCCCGUCGUCCUCCUCCUCCAGCCCAGAUAAAGACUGCAUGAGCUCCAUAAACUAUGAGGAGUACCUAGCGCAGCAACAGCUCCUCCUCAGCCAAGGAGGGCCGACACUUCCCACCAAAAUCUACCCCAAAAUCUACACUGACAUUCACACACACACUCACUCCCAUGUGGACGGGAAAGUACAUCAGCAUCAACACAUCCAUUUUCAGUGUUAGCGUCAGUGCCAAACAUUUCCUCUGAACAGCUCCGGCAUCUCACAGGGACUACGAGCUGUGGACCAGACACCCAAGAACUUCUCUGCAGUGACAUUUUACCUGGCAUUGCUCUUUAAACGAUUGCAUAAUCUGUGCCAAACUCUUCUUAUAGCUGGACAUUAUGGAGAGUAUGUAUGCACAGUCUUGAGAUAAACAUAUCAGUGGUCAGUGAUAGAAAAGUUGGGUUAUGUCAUGCUGCCAUAUUUGGUGCUUUUUUUUUUUUUUUUUUUUUACCGGACUCUCACACCACUAAAAUCGAUUAAUCCUUGUUGUGCACUUAAUACACAAAGGCCAAGGAAUUCAUGUGUUGUGUGUGGGUUUAAUUGCAGCUUUUCAGGCUACCUGAAAGAAAGAGAGUCCUUCUUUUUGGUAAGGUUUUCUGUUUUCCCAUUUCUACUUGAGGUUUUGUUGAAAAAUGGAGGUUAGUUUUACCCUUCACUCUGUCAGCUGUAGAGCAGAGGCUCUGUGUGUUUUGUCUGGUCAUGAUGAAAAUGGUACUGAAGAUUUACAAAAGGGCUGGUUUUAUGCUCCUACUCAGGUUGUCCUUUUGUUUAUGUUUGGAAUGCACAUGCAUUUAAUGCUGACCACUAUCUUUUAUUUUACCCGUUUCCAUCCCAGACUUUUAUCCCUCCUUUAGUACUGCUCUACAAUAAACUGGUAAGCUUAAAAAACCUUUAUGAGGUACGCAAACCUUGCCUGAGACUGCAAGGGAUGGAAUAAUUGUGUGUCCAUGUUAAGUGUAUAAUUGGUCUUCAUUCUCAUUCAAACUUCUGUGUAGGUUCCCACCACUAGUCAGUAGCACGUAGAGCUAAAAUAUGUUCCAACACUACCCAUACCAGUGAUGACAAAACAAAAAUGAGUAUUUUGGACUGCAACCAUAUCCAACCAUAAGUAAUGAAGCUGUAACCGUUUAUAUUCAAACUGAGUCAUGAAUAUUUAAUUUAUUUUGUUAAGAAAAUGUAUCAAAUGUUUAUUUUUCAGAGUAAGGCGUUUUACAUAUCUAUGAAGUUUAUUAAAGUAUACUGUAGUCAUGUAUAGUCCAUUUUUGAGUACUUUGUCACCCAGGUUAAUCACAUUUAGUUCAUGCAAAUAUGUAGGCAACGCUGUAUUUGUAAUUGGUUAUAUUUGACAAUCCUGUAUGAUACUCUCUUCAAGGUUCAAAAACUAAAUCAUCCAGAGUUUGGUGAUUUAGUAGUUUGAUUAAAUGACUUGAAAC